GUUUCCGUCCGCACUCCGCACUGCGCACUCCGCAAGUGUAUGUGCGAAUCAUCUGGAAGCGUCCGAGGGGUGUUUAUUGCUGACGCGGACGGUUCUUUCUUCGAAAAGUGGUUGGGAAUAUUAGCCUAAAUUGCAAGUCACCCACGUGUUCGGUUAACAUGGAUCUGGAGGAGCGUCGGAAAAGUUCUGAGAAAAGCUUCGACACCGACGACGAUUCCGAGUACGCUAUGAUACGGCAGAUAAAGAUGGAGCCGGAAACGAUGUUCUCAGCAUCCGAGGAUGAUAUUAUGGCUCAGCUGCAACAGGACAGUUCCGAUUUGGAGGUCGAGCCUAACUUCACGUUGGAGGGCUCCCUGAACGGCGAUUACUCCAAUGACGGCGUGUUGAUGCAACACAUGGACAUUAGGGAGCCUUUGUCCACGUUAAGGAGCCUUUUGGAAGACAGGCUCAGCAUAGAUUUAAAGAAUUACUCGUUUUGGUUACAAAACGCGCAGAUGCUGGAAAGCCAUAAGAAUUUGGUCGAUCAAUGCGUCCAAGGAGAAGGGCUGGUUCAGAUUAACGUACAAAUAAAGCCGAUGCAAAAACGUAUCAAUAUAGUGGACGUUCUUAAACCAGCAGAUGAUUACAUCGAAGUUGUGGAAAAUAAUUCACCGGUGUCUACCGCUCAGGAAAACAAACGGAACGUCAUAAAGUGGAUGAUAGAUGCGCAGUAUAAAAAGGAGCAGGAACGAUUGAAAAUACCAAAUGAUCCAAGAGACUGGUCAGAAGCACAUGUGAAACAUUGGCUGCAAUGGGCUGUUAGACAAUUUAACUUAGUAUCGUUACGUUUGGUUGAUUGGAAUAUAACUGGAGCGCAAUUAUGUAACCUUACACUGGAGGAGUUUCAUGCAAAAGUGCCUCUUGAUCCAGGAGACGUGUUUUGGACACAUUUCGAACUUCUCAGGAAAUGCAAAUUCGUUGCUGUUGUACAAAAAGAUGCAUCGGAUUCACCCAACGAAGGUAUUAUAGAGAAGUCCAUUAAAGCACGAAGUCAGAAAGUAACGAAACCGAAAUCUACGGUAAAUCAGCAGGCGCGUUUAGUUAAUGUGCCAUUGGAGAAUGUCGAUCCGGCUUCGAUCACUAUUGCCAGUUCUAGUCGAACCGUUAAUAGCGGUCAGAUACAGCUGUGGCAAUUUUUGUUAGAAUUAUUAACGGACAAGGAAUAUAGAAGCGCGAUUCAGUGGGUAGGGACUGAAGGAGAAUUCAAGCUUAAUCAGCCGGAGGCAGUGGCGCAAUUGUGGGGAGCCCGCAAAAAUAAGCCGUCGAUGAAUUAUGAGAAACUAAGCAGAGCUCUUCGGUAUUAUUACGACGGCGACAUGAUUUCUAAAGUUCAUGGCAAACGAUUUGUCUACAAAUUCGUUUGUGACUUAAAACAGUUGUUGGGUUACUCAGCGGCAGAGCUGAGUAAACUUGUUGAGGAAGGAAGACGAUAUUUCUGAUGAAACCAUAUUUUUGAUUACUACUAAUAAUAAAAUAGAUUUCAUUGUGAGCUUCUGUUACUUCUGUUGCGCGUUGUCAUUAUUUUAUAUUGUAUAAUUAUUUCUAUUUUAAAUAUCAUAUAUACGGAAAAGCUCUACAGAUGCAUAUUACUAGAAUAUACAUAGUACAAUAUAGUAAAAUUUCUUAUCAGGAUACAAUCAGAUCUUUUGAGAUAAUCUUUUAUUGAUUGGAUAUCGUGUGCGUUAUUUUUUCAUUAGCUGAAUUUCUUUGCAUUCUUUUUCCAAAUGAAUAAGGGACUUUGCAAGUAACGUCACAUCGUAAACAAAUUACCAAAUAUAAUUUACUGACGGUUACAUAAAAAUAGAUUUUGAGUUUAAAUUAGAAGUAUUCAUUAGAUUUUGUAGUGUAUAUAAGUGUGCGUGAAUUAUAAUCUAAUAUUAAAACAACUCGAAGAUUAUGUUGAUGAUUAUUUAAUAUCAGUUUUAUGUAUCAUGGAUUUACAUGCAGAUUUUUAUGAGCUACUUAUGUAUCAUUAUGGACUUAAGUACGGAUAAUAUUGUAUAUAUUUUCCCGUUUUUGUAUAAAAAUAUACAAAUAUUCGAUAGGUUCAAUUUCGAUUAUGACCAAGAACUUAAAGAAAUGUAUUAUAUAGUUUUCAUGCUAGAUAUCGCGUCGAUUUAAGGAACUUUGUAUAUACGAGAAAAACAGUUAUAUAAUACAGUUGUUGAAUAUAUUUCAUUAA
Temnothorax curvispinosus is the source of this 2221-nucleotide messenger RNA. It is a transcript of the gene Ets97D, whose product is annotated as DNA-binding protein Ets97D. Bases 159 to 1478 code for a protein of 439 amino acids. The transcript is spliced from 6 exons. Gene Ontology annotation, molecular function: sequence-specific DNA binding; DNA-binding transcription factor activity, RNA polymerase II-specific. Gene Ontology annotation, biological process: regulation of transcription by RNA polymerase II; cell differentiation. The record is from RefSeq and is a predicted model, not a curated record. NCBI's taxonomy places the organism in Eukaryota, Metazoa, Arthropoda, Insecta, Hymenoptera, Formicidae. Gene Ontology annotation, cellular component: nucleus.